This is a messenger RNA of Haliotis rubra (blacklip abalone), 3760 nucleotides long. RefSeq names its product ankyrin repeat domain-containing protein 50-like. Gene Ontology annotation, molecular function: protein binding. NCBI's taxonomy places the organism in Eukaryota, Metazoa, Mollusca, Gastropoda, Lepetellida, Haliotidae. Bases 202 to 1995 code for a protein of 597 amino acids. The record is from RefSeq and is a predicted model, not a curated record. The transcript has 15 exons.
UGUUAGUUAAGUACAGUGGCGGCUAGAUUACAGUGGAUUGAAGACAGAGAACUAAAGGAAUACUCGGGAUAACGAGAGGAAUAACGCGGAUCACAGAAGGAAUGUUAUAAUUACUCUAGAGGAUUAAUUUGAAUACAGAAAGCCACGUCGCCAUUAAAUACAGAUGACUUUGACCCCGGAAAGGAGAUAACACAGGCCAAAAUGUCAACGGAUGUACCAAAGCGUGAACGCAAAGCAACAUGUGGUGAUGAAGACGAACCAACUGUGGAAAUGAAGCUGAAGCAUUUGGAAAAUGACUUCGAAAGAACCAGCCAAGCCAUAACAGAUGAUAUCAUGAAAUAUCGAGGAAUAGAGCUGGAGAUAGAAGACCUGAAGGUUGAACAUCAAAGGCGAAAGGACAACACUGACAAAGUUUCGAUUGAAGACAUACCAGAUCUUCAGGAGCAGAUCGAGGUUCUGAAUGGUGAUCUUCGGGAACUUAAAGCUGACCUUGAAAGAUUUCGCACUGAAGAUGUUGCCGAUUUAGGGACAAAGAUACAAAACCUGAAGGAUGAACUCGAGGUACUGACACAGGAUACUGAAGAUACAGAAGAACACAAGGCCGAGGCUAACGAAAAGGUCCAGACGAUGAAAGGGAGUCUUCAUCAGCUGAACACGUAUUCAGAGUCUGAACGGGAGAAGCGUUAUGCUCUUCACAAGAAGAUUACAGAUUUAGAAAGUAAACUUGGGCUACGGGAAAAGCAAAAACCAGUUGAUGGUUUCGGCGAUGAGAACUUCGUUCAAGAUAGUUCCGGUGACCAACCUUCUGAGACUGACAUCCACACGGCAUGCAGAGAAGGGGAUCUGGAUCGCGUGAAGCAGUUGCUCUCUGGUCCUGAGGCCAAUGACAGUCUGGACAAGAACGGAACGUCUUUGUUGAUGACGGCAGUGGAGUACGGUCACAGAGAUGAGUUUGACUUCCUUGUUAGCAAAGGAUUCGAUGUGUACCAAGUUGAUAAGUUCGGUAACAACGUCCUUCAUGUUGCUUGCAUCGGAGGGGACGUUGACCUUGUUUCGUAUAUCAUAACCCAGAACAUUGUUGAUAUAAAUAGCCGGGGGCAGUUCGGACGGACUCCUGUGAUGGCCGCGGCAGAAAAAGGUCAUAAGAUCGUCCUGGACGUUCUUGUAAGUCAUGGAGCUGAUUUGUAUUGUGUCGACGAUGACGGUGACAACAUCCUUCACGCAGCCUGUCUUGGAGGUCAUGUGCAGAUGGUGGAGUAUCUCGUGGCUCAGGAGAUAGUUGGCAUCAACAGUAGAGGAGACAAUGGUAGAACACCCCUGAUGGCAGCUUCUGGGAUGGGUCAUCGAGGUGUAUUUUACUACCUUCUCAGCAAGGGAGCCGAUGUGUCGAUGCUGUGUCAGAAGAAGAACAAUAUUCUCCACGUGGCUUGUUUCGGAGGCGACAGUACCAUGGUGAAUCACAUUCUCUCAAAUAACUUUUUUGACAUUAACAGUAAAGGAGAAUACGGCAGGACACCAUUAUUGGCAGCAGCUGGGAAGGGACAUCGAGACGUUCUGGACCUUCUCCUACAAACAGGAUGCCUUGCGACUUCAGUGGAUGACAAUGGUCAUAACAUGCUUCACGUUGCCUGUCUUGGAGCUGAGGUGGACAUGGUGAAGCAUGUCCUGUCAAAGAAUAUCGUGGAGAAAAACAGCCGGGAUAGAUACGGCCGGUCUCCGGUCAUGUUGGCAGCAAUGACUGGGUGUAGACAAGCAGUUGAUGUGCUCUUGGAACAAUCAGCUGAUGUAAACUUGGUCGACGACAGCGGUAACAACAUCCUGCAAGCUGCCUGUCUGAGCAACGAGGCGGACAUGGUGAAGUAUCUCAUCUCUCUACAGAAACUUGACAUCAACCACAAGAACGCCAGUGGGUCAACAGCAGCCGUGCUAGCAAAGGAACAGGGAUAUAUAUCUCUUUAUGAUUCUCUCGUGUCCCAAGGAUGUUCAAAGGAGUAGAUCAGUCGAAAAACAUUGACUUUGUAUGGGAUCUAGAAAACUGGUGUAUAUGCGUAAUCAUUCAUCUUCUUUAAAAGACCAUAUUGAUGAAUGCCAUCAAUUUAAGGCUCGGCUUCUUAAAGCAACUGAAUUUUGAUAAAAUUUCAAUAUUUAAAUUAGUGUGAUGUUAUCACAAUCUGAUUCCUUUUAUGCCGUUGCCGUUCAGGAUAAAGUAGCGUAAACUUAUUAUAAAGUCUAUGUAACAUCACCUAGUGUUGUAGGUGGUAGAUUGUAGUUUGCGUUCUUUUAUUAUUGCUUAGUCUCGCACACAGCCUCUAGUGACCAAAACGACGGCGUAAAAUCCUGCUGGGAAUAGUAUAGAAAGCAGAAGUACCGUAAAUCCUUCUUGAUCCUCCUGGCCCUCGAGUCUUUGCGAGGAUUAAAGAUAGAAAAGAAAAACAACAUUUAGUUAGAUGACCACUGAUUCGAAAUGCUUCACAUUGUACUGUAUUGUUCGGUUAUUAUUUUUUAGUGUGUUUUGUUUUAUUUGAUUUUUUUUAAUUAUUAAUCCUCGGGCAGACACGAGGGCCUGUGCUUCAUCCCUACUGAGGUGGACUGACUUUGGUCACUAGUGGUACGUGGCCUAGUACUUUUAUACUAAAUAAUAUUCUUAGACUUCAUUUGUGUUUUGAUAUUGAAUUGGUUUGUUUCAUACAUAAACUGUGAUUCUUACACAAAUGUUUUACUGUUCAUUAUAUUCGAAUAUAAUUAACUUGUUUUCAUAGACAUGUGGAUGCAAUAUUGCAUAUGCAAUGUAACAUUUUAAUGCACUCACUAUAAGCGGCUACGUUUAAAACGUAUUUAAUACAUCACUUUAUGAAAAAUGUUACUAUAUUUAUAGAACAGUUGUUCUUACAAUUUUAUUUUUGAGAAAAAAUUUCACCCCAACCGUCGUAUUGGGUUGCUGUAUCUAUUAUGAUUUUGGUAGAUGUUAGGGAGACACGAUAAUGAUUUGUAAAUGUGGAGAUCGAGAUCGAGAUCGAGAUCGAGAGAGAGGGGAGGAGGGAGGGAGGAGAUCCUACAAAGGUACGGUGAGUGAAACCCAUUUUUGGUCUUCCCGCGGUACAUUGCUAAAUCGGAGGAGUUUACUAUUGCCUACAGGGAGUACCAAUGGUUUUGAAUUUUACUGCCUUCAACCUUUCAUUAAAGCGGUACGUCCCAUUUCAUUGUGUGUUGUUUUGUUUUUCAAUUUCUGUGUAUGUCAUCUUGCGGGGUGGGAAACGGGCGCCAUGCGCCAUCAGCACCAACUUGUUCCUCUCAGCCUUCUCCAUCUUCUGUAACACCUUCACGAAAGCGAAAAUGUUCAUGCGUCUCUGGACGAUCUUGUUGAGGUGCGAAUGCCCACCAGAUGGUUGUUCGUUCUCGGGCAGUUGGUUUUAACGGUGAUUCCAUGAUCCGGCCUGGAACUUGGCGUGGACGUCCACCCAGGUGCUGGUGACGUUGUCGAGGAGCUCGUCCAUCUGUCCAAUGGCAGGGGCGUCGUCCAUGAUCUCUAACCAAGCAUCUGGACAAUUGCUCUUUCCUCCCCUAAUCCCAUUGUAGGCAUUAGUGCACACUAAUUGAAACAGUCCACUUGUGUGCAGGUAGGCGUACACUGUCAAACACACUUUGAAGCUAUUAUUCCCUGUAGUUAUGUUUCCUUGUAACCUCCAGUACACAUAACGGAUAUACUCGUAGUAUUAAUGUAUUUCUCUUGAAUUGAUUAAAGUUUGAAUGAUUUUUUAAA